This is a messenger RNA of Olea europaea var. sylvestris, 1497 nucleotides long. Its product is annotated as probable protein phosphatase 2C 4. Bases 1 to 1155 code for a protein of 384 amino acids. The record is from RefSeq and is a predicted model, not a curated record. Gene Ontology annotation, biological process: protein dephosphorylation. The transcript has 3 exons. Lineage: Eukaryota; Viridiplantae; Streptophyta; Magnoliopsida; Lamiales; Oleaceae. Gene Ontology annotation, molecular function: protein serine/threonine phosphatase activity.
AUGAUUAAUGCAGAUUGUCAGUUAGCGGGAAAGGCCGGUGAAGAUAGAGUUCAUAUUGUGAUUUCUGAGGAACAUGGAUGUGUUUUUGUUGGGAUUUAUGAUGGUUUUAGUGGACCUGAUGCCACUGAUUUCUUGUUAAACAAUCUUUAUUCCAAUGUUUACAAGGAGCUUACUGGAUUAUUAUGGUUCGACAAGUCAGAAUCGUGCGAAAACACCCUCGAUAGUCAGUCGUUUAUGUCCAAGAGUUUGGAUAGUAAGGAAAGGGUGGAGUUGGAUAGAAAGUUAAGGGAGAAAUUGAGUCAUUUGGAGGCUGAUGUGGUUCAAGGAAAUACUACUAUUAACCAUUUAGGUGUGUUGAAAGCUCUGUCCGAAGCAUUGAGGAAGACUGAGGCAUCGUAUUUAGAAAUCGCCGAUAUGAUGCUAAUGGAGAAUCCCGAAUUAGCCUUAAUGGGAUCUUGUGUUCUGGUUAUGGUGAUGAAGGAUGAUGAUGUUUACUUGAUGAAUGUUGGGGAUAGUCGAGCAGUUUUAGCGAAAAAGGCUGAGAACGAUGGGAAGAUGAGGAAGGAUUUAGAUGAAAUGCUUUAUGGUGAUGAAUUUGAGAAUAUGCAUAACUUGAGUUCAUGUCAGCUCACAAUGGAUCACAGUACAUCUGUUAGAGAGGAAGUUAGAAGGAUUCGAACUGAGCAUCCAGAUGAUCCCUUGGCGGUAUUCAAUGAAAGAGUGAAAGGUUCAUUGAAGGUCACUCGGGCUUUCGGUGCCGGCUUCCUCAAACAGCCCAAAUGGAACAAUGCUCUCCUGGAGAUGUUCAGAAUCGACUACGUUGGAAAUUCUCCCUAUAUUUCUUGUUCCCCAUCGCUUUGUCACCACACACUCAGCCCGAAUGACAAAUUUUUGAUCUUGUCUUCAGAUGGCCUCUAUCAGUACUUCACAAAUGAAGAGGCUGUUUCUGAGGUAGAAAUGUUCAUGUCUACGUUUCCUGAAGGCGAUCCAGCUCAACAUCUUGUUGAAGAAGUACUUUUUCGAGCUGCAAAGAAAGCUGGUAUGGAUUUUCAUACAUUGCUUGAUAUCCCACAAGGAGACCGUCGAAAGUACCACGAUGAUGUCUCAAUUAUCAUUAUUUCUUUCGAAGGAAGGAUAUGGCGUUCAUCGGUGUAACUAGAAUUAGAAUAACAGAUAAAGGUAGAAAAAAUAGAAAAUAAAAAGUUAUACAGGUAUGUUAAGUAAUUUUUUUGUUUUUUAACUUUUCUUUUGAUACAAAUUAGGUUGCAAAUCUAGAUAGAAACUGUUCUAUGUUAGUAUCAGUUUGUGGGGAUUGUAAAUGUUGAUCACACCUAGUUUUUUCCUCCAUUUUCUUGAAAUAUGAUGAUUUUUUCAAGAUUUUGUAAAUUUUGGUACUGCUUGAGGUUCACAUUUUUCUUCAAGAAGUGCCUUAUACAUAGAAAUGAAUAACACUGUCAAACUGAUAAAAGAGUUCUUUAAUUUUUUUCAGAACAAUCA